Messenger RNA from Gadus chalcogrammus (walleye pollock), 6491 nucleotides. It is a transcript of the gene adcy5, whose product is annotated as adenylate cyclase 5. Lineage: Eukaryota; Metazoa; Chordata; Actinopteri; Gadiformes; Gadidae. Gene Ontology annotation, molecular function: adenylate cyclase activity. Gene Ontology annotation, cellular component: plasma membrane. The coding region runs from base 1340 to 4945 and encodes 1201 amino acids. The transcript is spliced from 21 exons. Gene Ontology annotation, biological process: adenylate cyclase-inhibiting G protein-coupled receptor signaling pathway; cAMP biosynthetic process; intracellular signal transduction. The record is from RefSeq and is a predicted model, not a curated record.
CACCGGAAUCAUCCUUGGUUGAAUCUGGCCAUCAAAGAGCAAUCAGCGGUGCAAAAAAAGAAAAGAAAAUGCUUAUGAUGCCACGCGCAGAACACGCGUCGUUUGAAUGAAGUCUCGCAGGGAGAUAUCGUCGCCAUAGCCCGCGGGGGUAACAGAGCUUCGGCAUGGGGCGCAGGACACCCGCCUACGGGCCUAUGGAAGCUGUGGAUGUUUACCGCACGGACCCUCGCUGCUGCUGCUGCUAAACACCCCUGCACUCGGAUCGCAUCUUCUGGAGGGGGGCGGGAGGGAGGUGUUCGGUAGUGAUGGGUGUGCUGGUGGUCAUUCACUCGGCGCAGGAACACGGACUUUAAGCGGACGGUGCAAUAACACGUGGUGCGAGAGAAAGUGGUGUUUUUGUUGGACCGUGGUAGGCGACACACACGCCGGACGCGGACCGCCUCUGAUGAGGACGAGCCCCGGUGUAGGAGGUUCGUCCCCGUGAUGAAGAUGUAAGCACUGAUCACAGACUUGGAGGGGGGUCUGUCGCCACACACCGGUGCAUGACUUGGAAAGGAAAGCUGCGUUGGCACCAAAACACAAAAAAACCCGCACCUCCAGCAGCAACAACACCACCACGAUGGGCUUGCUCGUCGGGUCCGACCUUUUCCUCGGCGAUCGCUCGUUAAAACCAAUGUUUCCUCCAGGCACGACGAGUGAGAAACAUGUUGGCAGACACUACGACGAGUCUGCCACGUAAGGGACGGUAAUGCGCCACGGUGGUGACUGAUUGGUUGCGUAAUGGUUUAUUUUGUGUUGGUUUAUUUUCUGUUCUCCGGUUGGAUUCUAAUGAGGCUCGGCGGUGUGGUGGCGAGGCCACACGGAUCUGAUGGGUCUGACGCUUCGUCUCCCCUGACACCACCGCACGGAUACCCCCGGGACCACCUGCGCAUGUUCCAAGUGUUUUCUUUAUUCCCACGACGUGGUUGCCACUCACGGGUACAGAGUUCUGCGUCCUUAAGGACAUUUUUAAUUGAAUUAACUGCUGUUAUGUGGGAGAUCUAAGUUUUGGUUUUUGUAAAAUGACCACCUAAUUUCACUUAAUAGAGGGCACAUCACCUCCAUCUCCUAAAUCCUUAAUUUUCGCAAAAAUGUAAAUUGAACUUGGAGAAACCCAUCCAUCCAUUAGAGUAUCUUCAAAACCCGACAGGGCCAGCUCAGUGGGAAAAGAACACACAAUCAGGGUUGCUUUAAGUAAACUCGUUCAAAGUUAUAGAUAUAUUUUAAACUCCUAUCAGACUCCCCCCCCCCCCCCCGGUUUUUUUUGGGGGGUUUGUUGUUGUCGCGGGACCCUUCCAUCAUGUCCAGAUCCAAUAGUGUCAGCCCACCCGCGGUCGCCGCGCCAGGGAUGAGGGGAGGGACCGAACACAGAUCAGCUUGGGGCGAAUCGGAGGCUGUUGCCAACGGAUGCCCAUACUCGGCCAGAUCUCCGCGCAAAAAGCUCUCCCGGUCGAACAGCCGAUGGAGGGAAGAGGAUGAUGCGCAGCGACAGCCCGGGCGAGCCUCGACCACAGUCAGCCGGGUCAGCUUCAGGUCCAGGGCAGCCUGGCAGGAACAUGGGGAGGAGAGUAGUCGAAACAACAACCACCGCUCGUCCCAGAAGCGCGCGGAUGGGGAGUUGAGAAGUGCCAAGUCGGUGGAAGUGGGUUUGGAGAACCGACGGCCGAGGCUGAAGACCACGGAGGAGGAGGCGGAGGAGGAGGAGGCGGUCAUGCCUGAAGUUCACUUCUCCUUGGUGGCGUGCUGUAGCGGCAUGAUGCAGAUUUUCAAAUCCAAGAAGUUCCAUUCGGAGAAGUUGGAGAGGCUCUACCAGCGCUACUUCUUCCGACUCAACCAGAGCAGCCUGACCAUGCUCAUGGCCGUACUUGCGCUGGUGUUCGCCGUCAUGCUAGGCUUCCACUGCGCCGCGGCCGGCGGCACGAACCCCACGUACGCAGCAGUGUUCUCCGUGGCCAUCGUGCUCAUCUUGGUGCUGGUGGUGGUUUGCAACCGGAACGGCUUCCAUCAGGACCACAUGUGGUUGGUGUGCUACGGGGUGAUCGCGCUGGUGCUGGUGGUGCAGGUGAUGGGGGUGCUGCUGAUGCAGCCCCGCAGUGUCUCGGAGGGCGUGUGGUGGACGGUGUUCUUCAUCCACAUCAUCUACACGCUGCUGCCCGUGCGGAUGCGCGCGGCCGUCAUCACCGGAGUCCUGCUGUCCGCCGUCCACGUGGCUGCUUCGUGGGCGCUGAGCGGCGUGGACAGCCUUCUUUGGAGACAGCUGGUGUCCAACGUGCUGAUCUUCUCCUGCACCAACAUCGUGGGCGUGUGCACACACUACCCGGCGGAGGGCUCCCAGAGGCAGGCCUUCCAGGAGACCCGCGAGUGCAUCCAGGCCCGCCUCCACUCCCAGAGGGAGAACCAGCAGCAGGAGCGUCUCCUGCUCUCCGUGCUUCCCCGCCACGUUGCCAUGGAGAUGAAGGCUGACAUCAACGCCAAGCAGGAGGACAUGAUGUUUCACAAGAUCUACAUCCAGAAGCACGACAACGUCAGCAUCCUGUUUGCCGACAUCGAGGGCUUCACCAGCCUGGCGUCCCAGUGCACGGCGCAGGAGCUGGUCAUGACCCUGAACGAACUCUUCGCCCGCUUCGACAAACUGGCGGCGGAGAACCACUGUUUGCGCAUCAAGAUCCUGGGAGACUGCUACUACUGCGUGUCUGGUCUGCCGGAGGCCCGCGCUGACCACGCCCACUGCUGCGUGGAGAUGGGAGUGGACAUGAUCGAGGCCAUCUCGCUGGUGCGGGAGGUGACGGGGGUGAACGUCAACAUGCGGGUGGGGAUCCACAGCGGCAGGGUGCACUGCGGGGUGCUGGGGCUCAGGAAGUGGCAGUUCGACGUGUGGUCCAACGACGUGACGCUGGCCAAUCACAUGGAGGCUGGCGGGCAGGCUGGGCGUAUCCACAUCACCAAGGCCACCCUGAACUACCUGAACGGAGACUACGACGUGGAGGCCGGCACGGGGGGGGAUCGCAACCCCUACCUGAAGAAGAACAACAUAGAGACCUACCUCAUCGUGGGCUGCAGCCAGAAACGGAAAGAGGAGAAGGCCAUGAUCGCCAAAAUGAACCGGCAGCGUACCAACUCGGUGACCCACAACACGGGCCACUGGACGGACCGGCCCUUCUACAACCACCUGGGGGGAAACCAGAUCUCCAAGGAGAUGAAGAGGAUGGGCUUUGAAGACCCCAAGGACAAACAUUUCAAUUUCAGGAACACGCAGGAGAACCUGAACCCGGAGGACGAGGUGGACGAGUUCCUGGGCCGCGCCAUCGACGCCCGCAGCAUCGACCGCCUGCGCUCGGAGCACGUCAAGAAGUUCCUGCUCACCUUCCGCGAGCCCGACCUGGAGAAGAAGUACUCUAAGCAGGUGGACUCCAGGUUCGGUGCCUACGUUGCCUGUGCCUCCCUCGUCUUCCUCUUCAUCUGCCUCAUCCAGAUCGUCAUCGUACCGCACUCCAGUGUGAUGCUGGGUUUCUUCAUCACCUGUCUGAUAAUCCUGAUGGGUGUCAUGUUCGUGUCAGCUGUCUACUCCUGCUUCGGGAUGUUCCCAGGGGCUCUGCAGAACCUGUCUAAGAGGAUCGUCCAGUCCCGGCUCAACAGCACGCUGGUGGGCGUCUUUACCAUCGUCAUCGUCUUUCUGUCCGCCUUCGUCAACAUCUUCACUUGCAGCAGCCGGGACCUGCGGGCCUGCAUCAGCUCGGAGCUCAACAUGAGCCUGUCCAGCGUCAACGCCUGCCACGCCCUCAUCCUCAACGUCACCUUCGACUCCCACCCCGACCUCUGCCAGGACCUCUCGCCCAUCUGCAGCUUCCCAGAGUACUUCUCGUCCUGCGUGCUGCUGAGUCUGCUGGCGUGCUCAGUAUUCCUGCAGGUGAGCAGCAUUGGCAAGCUCUUCCUCAUGCUCUUCAUCGAGCUCCUCUACCUCCUGGUCAUGGAGAUCCCCGAGGCCAGCCUCUUCGACAACCAGGACCUCCUCGUCAUGGCCAGCGGCAUUAAGAUCAUCAACGGAACAAGCUGUAGAGUGGACACCAAGGUUCCCCUGAAGAUCAUGACCCCGGUGGUCAUCACGGUCUUCGUCCUGGCGCUCUACCUCCACGCCCAGCAGGUCGAGUCCACAGCCAGGCUGGACUUCCUCUGGAAGCUACAGGCGACGGAGGAGAAGGAGGAGAUGGAGGAGCUGCAGGCGUACAACCGCCGGCUGCUGCACAACAUCCUGCCCAAGGACGUGGCGGCCCACUUCCUGCAGCGGGAGCGGCGCAACGACGAGCUCUACUACCAGUCGUGCGAGUGCGUGGCCGUCAUGUUCGCCUCCAUCAGCAACUUCUCCGAGUUCUACGUGGAGCUGGAGGCCAACAACGAGGGCGUGGAGUGCCUCCGGCUGCUCAACGAGAUCAUCGCCGACUUUGACGAGAUCAUCAGCGAGGACCAGUUCCGCCAGCUGGAGAAGAUCAAGACCAUCGGCUCCACCUACAUGGCGGCCUCGGGCCUCAACGACUCCACCUACGACAAGGUGGGGCGCACGCACAUCCGCGCUCUGGCGGACUACGCCAUGCGCAUGAUGGACCAGAUGAAGUACAUCAACGAGCACUCCUUCAACAACUUCAAGAUGAAGAUCGGGCUCAACAUCGGGCCGGUGGUGGCGGGCGUGAUCGGUGCCCGGAAGCCCCAGUACGACAUCUGGGGGAACACGGUGAACGUGGCCAGUCGCAUGGACAGCACCGGCGUGCCUGAGAGGAUCCAGGUGACAACCGACCUCUACCAGGUCCUGAGCUCCUACAACUACACGCUGGAGUACCGGGGCGUGGUGACAGUCAAGGGGAAAGGGGAGAUGAUGACCUACUUUCUAACCGCCGGACCCCCAAGCAGUUAACACCCACUCACCCAGGGGACCCCCAUGAACACUGGGUGGGGCCCGAGGGGGGAGGUGAGGCGGACUUCUGGGUCCGAACGCCGGAGCGUUUUUUCACAAACGUGGAGAUCGGGACGAGCCUCGGGCCUCUGUGGACUCCUGGUGGACUCUCUUGGUUUUCCCGUUCUGAGAUUCAUGGCGUUGAACGCUCGUGAGGCUCUUGGCGCCUGCUGAGAAGGAGCAAGGAGUCCGCCCCAGGACGGAUCCAAAGCAAGGACCCAAAGACGCAGGGCCAGACUCGAGGAGACUGGAGGGUACUUGAUGGACGUGGGGGAGGGGGGGGGGGGUCCGCCGUGGUGCUUGGGGCGUGGUCUUCGGCGCGCUCCGCCACACCGUACCUCAUUCUGCGGUCACGCGCUGGGAUCUGAAUUCGGCUCCCAAUCCACCAGGUCUUUCUUUGGACACUUUGCCAAAGGAUUAACUGAAGUGUUUAAAAGCAAAAACAAACAAAGCAAGUCUAUUCUCUAUUUUUAUUCUCUCUCGCUUGCGCUGUCUCUCUCACUCUCUCUGUAUUUCUCUCUCCCCUGUGCCCUGAAAUAUAUUUACGUGUGCAACGCACUGUUUUAUGGGUGUAUACAGAGAAAGUACAAUCAAUGUGAAGACCAACAUCGUUUGUUGUCAUACAUAUACCGGUUUCAGGGGUUGGUGGUUUUGGUCAGGACAGGAGGAGGGCACUCACCAGCACUAAGAAAGCCUUUUACUGGAUAUGACAAUGAACGGAAGUGACAAUGAAAGAUGUAGUUUGACGUCGACAGGUUGUUGAGACACUGGGCAAGGUGGGUGUGUGGAGAAAUUGGUUCCUCAAUGAAGAGAAGGGAAGGAGGGAGGUUGUCACGUUUUACAGAGCGCAUAUGGUCAGACAGGUAUACAAAUACAGACAAACACUGGUCAGACACAAUCACGCACACACACACACACACACACAAGCCACACGCUUUAACUGAAGACCACUUUUCAAAUAAGGAUGUCAACAAAAAGCUUUUGUAAAACCGAUCUUUGAAGAAAAAAAAACAUCAUACACUACAGGAAAUUACAGAUUCUAUAUUUUGUAAAUUAAUAUAUGAGAGAGCAAUCUAUGAACACCAACGUGUAUUUGGAUGUACAUAACAGUUACCCACACUGCACACCACUAGCGAUGGACAUGGGCCGUCACCGUGUUGACUUUAUAUUGCCAUAUUUCAUUGCCUUUUUUAAUUUGAUUUCAUUCCAUCUGCCUUUUUUUUGUAUGUUUAUUAUGUUCACAUCGGGGGAGUUGCAUAAGUUCACAGUUCAUGGCUUUGGCAGAGGGGCAAACACACACACUACUCUUCUCAUCACUGUGGGGGGGAAAAACUGUUUCCCUGGAAGAGGGCGUUUCCCGGGGUUCUUUCAUGUGGUUAUGUCCCCCUCCCCGUCUAUUAAUAUUUGAUCCCUGAUGAGAAUGCGUCCGGUACGACGAGAACUCGCCUAAACUGUCUAGAGCGCUCACAGUGCUGCUCAACAACCUUCAGCUCCCCCCCCCCCCCCC